CAACAACCGCCGUCUCUGCAUUCCGUCCUGUUCCAUCCCUUUCCUCUCCCUGGGCACUCCCUUGUCCAUCUUUGUUCAAUCGCCCGAGUUACCUCUCGACCUCGAUCAGAGCCGCCACACAGACGCCUUCUUUUACCAAGCUCGCUGGCAGCUCUUACCCACCGAGCUCCUUUACCACCCGUUUCUUUCUGUGGCCUUGUGUUAACAUGGCCUCGUAGACGAGUGUCACGUUCUCGUCCUGGUGUCUUCUAUUUAUUGUUUCGCAUGGCUCCCAUUGAGGUAACGCGUGGUUGAACCGUCAAGGAUAUGAUGAACCAUCAUCUGCCCGCAGUGCCCCAUGGGCAGCCGCCCAUGCCACCUCCUCCCAGACGGCAACAAGAUCUCCCUUAUUCAACUGCGCCGCCCAAUAUGCGGUCUCCUCCAGCGUAUAUGCCAUAUCAUUUGAAUGGCCACCCACCUCCUGCCUAUUCGCCCCAACAAUAUCCACCACACUGGUAUCCGGCCUACCAUCAAGUUCAGCUGCCUCCACGUCCAUACCAGUCACCGUAUGGGCCACUCAUCGUGUCCUCAUAUUCACCUUCACCGCCAGUGAUGACACCGCCGCACAUUCCUCCGUCGCUUCCUUUGCAGCCGAGAAACUCAACUCCCUUUCAGCCUACCAUGUCUCCUCCAACUGGAGCGGUUCUUACCCAGUGCGAUGUGCGUGGGCCUACACCCCCGACUAUGACGAUUCCAGGACCUCCGAAUCCCGUCGCGUCUUCUUCGCCCGCUCCCCCGCCUGAUAAACCCGUUCCAGCCAUCAGAGCACCGUUUCGUGCACCGAUACCUUGGCUCUCUGUGCCUGAUCAUCCUUUCCCUGCCAGACUUCCACGCAGGCGCCGUAACAACCGUCUUUUACAAUCCUCUUCGAUUUCGGUUGAACUUCCCGUUAAGGAGGCUCAGCGGAAGGAUUCCACACCAUCGGACAAGUUGGACAAGAAAGACAUACAUAAUCGUGAAGGACCGUCUAUGCCUUCUGAACCUCAAACCCCUACAACGUCCGUCAUUCCUUCAGAUGCAGAGUCCACGCAGCCCACCACACCCUCCGCCGUUCCACAGACUGCAAUUCGAUCUCAAGUGCAAUCGCAGCCACAGUCUAAAGGUACCAAACCUGCCGUGCCAUUGGUACCUAUUGUUCCGGUUAUUCCCCAGGCACCGAAGACUCGUCGGCCCUCGAAGAACGACACCAGCCGGGAAUUUGAGACACCAAAAUAUAGUGCACCUGUUAACAACGUGACUGAAACUCAAAAAGAUGCGGCCACUGAGGCUCCUGCAGAGUCAAUCACAAGCCCUCCACAGGAGUCAAGCAAACAAACUCCUCUCACUCCUGCGCCUCCCAAGUCAUGGGCAGAUCUCGUUCGAUCAAAAACUCAUCCACCGGGAGCAGGUGUUCCUAGCGCUGUCUCUGCCGAGCGCAUGUCCUUGCAAAAGAAUGAGCCCAUUGCAGAGGUCCUUGCUAGCCUGGGAGAGGAAGUAUUCAGAUACAGUGAUAAAAUAUCCUUCCUUGAGCCCAGAGGACUUGUAAAUACGGGAAAUAUGUGCUAUAUGAAUUCUGUUCUCCAGAUUCUGGUGUCGUGCGUGCCAUUCUAUCAAUUCCUGGACCACAUUGGCCGGAGAGCAGCGCACAGUUUUCAAAGCGAUGUCCCCAUGAUAGAUGCUAUGAUUAUGUUUAUGAGGGAAUUCCGUGUCAUUGAUGCUGCAAGUUCAGAAGAUCAGCUGAGACUCAGACUCAAGCCAAAUGAACUGGAACAGUACGGUGAUGCAUUCAUUCCUGAGUUUGUAUAUGAGGUGAUCAGACAAUUGCCACGGUUCCGAGACAUGCGAAGAGGUCACCAACAGGACGCUCAAGAAUUUUUGGGGUUCCUUCUGGAAGAAAUGCACGAAGAAUGUGCCCGCGCCUUGAAGGCUUCCUCUGCGAUUACGUCAUCCCACGAACCAGGAACAUCCGAGACAGAACCUACUUUCGCAAGUGAGCCGUCCAGCGACGGAUGGUUGGAAGUUGGUCAUAAACAGAAGACUACCGUUACACGGUCAUCCGGGCAUAUCGCAUUGGAAUCUCCGAUUACAAAAAUUUUUGGCGGCAAGAUAAGGUCAGAACUCAGGGUGCCAGGCAACAAGAACUCGGUAACUUUAGAGCCCUAUCAGCCCCUGCAGCUCGAUAUUGGGUCUCCAGACAUCACCAAUAUUAUCGAUGCCCUCAAAGGUCUCACGAAGCCCGAGAGUAUACAAGGAGACUUCAAUUCUUCGCGUGGCCCUAAUGUUACAGCAACUAAGCAGAUCUUCAUUGAAAGUCUGCCACCAGUUCUCAUUCUUCACCUAAAACGUUUCCAAUACGACAACGUCACGAAAGGCACGCAGAAGAUCUGGAAAAAGAUCGGGUACCCACUCGACCUUGAGAUCCCUCGAGAAGUAUUUCCACCCCAUAGACGCAAUGCUAUGGCUCUUCACGGUGGCUUGCCCAAAUAUCGGCUCAUCGGGGUCAUUUACCACCACGGCAAAAAUGCCGGCGGCGGGCACUACACGGUAGAUGUGCGACGGCAGGACGGUCGUGAAUGGAUCCGUCUUGACGAUACAGUCAUCCGCCGCAUUAGGGGUGAGGAUGUUGCGGAGGCGGGGGGUGAUGAGGACCCCAAGGCUUUGGCUGCUGCUCUCGAGCAGCAUAAACGUGACAAGGAUACUAACACCAAUAUCUAUGACCACGUUGACCAGGACGAUAUGGGUCAGAUUGAUAGCGAAAGAGGCUGGAGCCAAGUUAAUGGAACAGGCACAAGCGGCAACGCAAGCAAGAAACUAAGCUCUGUGAAUGGGUUCGCUAAAGCUGUUUCUGGAACGUCCUCUGGGAUUAGGACCCCUGCCAGCAGAAUCGGUAAUCAGGACAGCAAGGUUGCGUAUUUACUAUUCUACCAGCGUAUCGUCUGA
Molecule: messenger RNA, 2958 nt
Organism: Monascus purpureus
Lineage: Eukaryota; Fungi; Ascomycota; Eurotiomycetes; Eurotiales; Aspergillaceae
Source: the annotation of a GenBank genome assembly